UCCUCCCAGUGCUCCUUCAAGUGCUCCUCCCAGUGCUCCUUCAAGUGCUCCUUCUAGUCCUCCUCCGGCUCCAUCAAACCAUCCGCAACCGCCAAACAGAAUCUCUGCCAUGUCGCUCGCCACCAAAGUUGCCCUGCCGCUGAUCUUCUCCAAUGGCACCCUCAAGGCCGUCGACCGUCCCGACGGAAAGAUUGUCUAUGAAGACUCGGGCAAGCCACCCAACUACACCGGGCGCACCGCCCUGGUCUCACCCGGCAUGGGCGACUUUCGCCACCAGUUCCGCUUCCUGGGGCCCAAGCUGUUCGAUGCCGGCUAUCGCGUGAUUGCCCCCGAUCUGCGCGGCCACGGCGACAGCGACACCACCUUCAAGACCUACACCGUCGAGGACGUUGCUGCGGAUCUCACAAGCAUCCUGGAUGCCGAGCAAGUCAGCGAGAACGUCGUGCUCAUGGGCAACUCUUUCUCGGGAGCGGUCAUUCUCGCAGUUGCGGCCCAGGACCCCAAGCGCUUCGCAGGUGUCGUUCCGAUCUGCGCCUUCACCCGGGACAUGCCAGGCACGUCCUUCAUGAACGGCAUCUCGGUCCUUAUCUUCAACCGCCUUUGGGGCAUGCCUGUCUGGACAACGUACUUUCAGUCGCUCUUCAAGGCCCCUCCCGCCGAUCUGCCGGCCUAUGUCUCUGCGAUCCGUAACUCGAUGAUGAGCGACUGCUCUCAUGCGGGCAUCUUUGGGUCCUUCAUGCGCUCGUCCAAGAACAAUGCCUGGGAGCUCUCCGCAAAGGUCCAGUCCCCUGUUCUGUUGCUGAUGGGCGAGAAGGACCCCGACUUUUCCAAUCCUCUGGAAGAAUGUGAGACCGUCAAGAGCCACUUGACGCAGGCCAAGUCCUGCGGGAUUGUCCUGAUCGAGGGCACCGGCCACUAUCCGCAUGUCGAGAAGCCGGAGGAGACCUUUGCGCAGAUCAAGAGCUUCCUGGACAGCCUCUGAGUCACAAGAGGCAUGCGUCGACGAGCCAGCCCGAUUGGCCGUCCUCAUCUCCCGCUGUUUGACUUGCUUGAUUCUGAUUUUGGUUGAUUGUUUCAUUCUGUUUUUCGUUUGACUUGCUUGAUUCUAUUCCCAUUCCACUUGUCCCUGCUCUGGCCCGAAGCUUGGAUGGUUGCGCCCUUCCAAUGCAAUACACAGAGGUGCACUCUG
This is a messenger RNA of Polychytrium aggregatum, 1189 nucleotides long. RefSeq names its product Alpha/Beta hydrolase protein. The coding region runs from base 110 to 982 and encodes 290 amino acids. The transcript is spliced from 4 exons. The record is from RefSeq and is a predicted model, not a curated record. Gene Ontology annotation, molecular function: catalytic activity. Lineage: Eukaryota; Fungi; Chytridiomycota; Chytridiomycetes; Polychytriales.